GAAACGUCCUUGAUCGUCACUAACCCACGUGAGUGUGUUCGCCCAUCAGACAGUGCUGUAGACCCGGGUUCUAGCCCAGUAAAGUGGUCAAACUCAAUCAACCAGCCCGCCCUUGGCUCUCCGGACGCCGGCUUAUCGGAGUGAAACGCACCGGCUCCUGCGCACCGGGCUCCCGGGGAGACUCCGCUGCCAUGUCCGGUUCCAGCAGGUCCCUGCUGCUCGUACUGCGGCGGUGUGUCGCAGUCAGACAGCUCACGCCAGCCGCGACUCUCGGAACCAGCGGGGCCUGUGGUGGAGUCACUCAGCUGCGGACAUGGAGCUCAGCGAGCCGGGCCGUCUGUCUCCGGGGCCUCGGUGUUCUUCACCCCGCAGCGACGAGCCGUCAGAGCGGCUUCUGUACCAAGACAGGAUCUCCUUGUGAUAAUGACUACCCUCCACUGCCGCCGUAUCAGUCCGAGUCAGAGCCGGAGACCAAGGAAGUGUACAUCGUGCAGGUCAAAGGUCUCCCGUGGUCGUGCACCGCUCAGGACCUGCUGCAGUUCUUCUCCGAAUGCAGGAUCCACGAGGGGGAGAAGGGCAUCCACCUGACGCUGGACCGGCUGGGCCGGCCGUCGGGUCAGGCCUUCAUCGAGAUGGAGCACGAGGAGGACGUGAGCAAAGCGCUGGAGAAGCACCGCCAGUACAUCGGGUCGCGAUACGUUCAAGUGUCCGAAGUGACGAACCGUGACGCCGAGUCCAUCCUGAAGCAGGCGGUCCAGACGGCAGCGGAGCACGGCGUGGUGCUGCUCAGAGGACUCCCCUUCACCUGCACCGAGGACGACAUCAGCGCCUUCUUCUCAGGUUUAGCCAUCGUAGAGAACGGGAUCACCAUCGUGGCAGACUCCAGAGGCAGGCGGUCUGGGGAGGCCUUCGUUCAGUUCUCCUGUCAGGAAGCAGCGACCGAAGCUCUGCGGAGAGACCGGCAGCUGAUCGGGAGCAGAUACAUCGAAGUGUUUCCCAGCAGACGGGAUAAUGUUGAGUCUACCUUGAGGAGGAUGAGGAGUCCACCUUCAUCCCAGAAUUUCUCGCCGGCCGCCGGCAGGAGGACGGCCUCGGCCUCCUCCACCCACUCACAUAACACCGCCGUCCCUGAAGGCUCAGGCAAGCCGGUCCAUUACGUCCACAUGAGAGGACUUCCUUUCCAGGUCACGGGUGAAGAAAUCGUGAAGUUCUUCGCCCCUCUAAUCGUGUCUAAGAUCAUGAUCGAAUGCGGUCCGAGCGGGAGGCCGAACGGCGAGGCCGACGUCUACUUCAGGUGCCACCAGGACGCCCUGGCGGCCAUGUCCAGAGACAGGCUGAACAUAGGUCACAGAUACAUCGAGUUAUUCCUGAAUUCUGAACCAGACUCUGAUGGGAGGUGAAAUCCAGCACAUGAAUGAUUAUCAUAUUUAUACAUCAUCCAACAUUAAACAUUUAUGGUGUCAAAUA
Molecule: messenger RNA, 1467 nt
Organism: Salarias fasciatus (jewelled blenny)
Lineage: Eukaryota; Metazoa; Chordata; Actinopteri; Blenniiformes; Blenniidae
Gene: grsf1
Product: G-rich RNA sequence binding factor 1
Exons: 10
Coding region: 192-1400 (402 amino acids)
Molecular function (GO): RNA binding
Source: RefSeq, a predicted model, not a curated record